AAAACCCACCUCAGUCCAGGUCUUCAUUCACAGCCCAAUGGCAGUCCCAGCAGCCCUGGCAGGACUCCAGGCAGAAGCCAACUGUCCUGUCUGUCUGGAUUACCUCAGAGACCCCGUCACCACCGAAUGUGGGCACAACUUCUGUCGCUGCUGCAUCCAGCAGUCCUGGGCUGAUCUCAAGGACAGGUUCCCAUGCCCCGUGUGCCGUCAUGCAUGCCAGGAGAGGCACUUGAGGAGCAACACCCAGCUGGGAAGGAUGAUUGACAUUGCCAAGCUCCUCCAUAUCACCAGGACCAAGAAGAGGAGGCCGGAAGAGAAACAUUUGUGUGAGAAGCACAACCAGGUCCUGACCCUCUUCUGUGAGGAGGACCUCGAGGUGUUGUGUCCCAAGUGCACACAGCCCCCUGACCACCAGGGCCACUUGGUAAGGCCCAUGGAGGAGGCUGCCUCUCAUCACAGGGAGAGGCUCAGCCGUUACAUUGAGCCCUUGAAGAAGCAGAUGGAAAAUGUUCAGAAAUUAAUAAACAUUCAAAGCAAAAAACCCUUAGAGCUGAAAGAGAAGGUGGAAAAUCAAAGGCAGGAAUUACUCUCUGAAUUUGAGUGCUUGAAGCAAUUUUUAGACCGUGAUCAAGAAGCCGUUCUUUUGAGGCUAGCUGAUGAAGAGAAAGACAUUCAGCAGAAACUCAAUGCGAACAUCACCGCAUUUUCAAACUACAUCUCCAUACUCAGAGGUCUGCUUAGUAAAGUAGUAGAGAACAGUGCGCUGUCUGAAGUGGAAUUGCUGUCACAAAUUAAAAAUUUCUACAGGAGGUCUGAGGAUGAGAUAAGUCCAUCAAUUUUCUCAAUCCAGUUAAGAAGGGAAGGCUGCAGCUUUCCUCCCCAGUAUUCUGCUUUGCAGAAAAUUAUAAACAAAUUUAGAGUAGACAUUAUCCUAGACCACGAGACUGCACACCCUAACUUGAUUGUCUCAGAGGAUAAGAAAUAUGUGACGUUUUCGAAGAGAAAACAGAGUGUUCCUCAUUUUCCAAAAAGGUUUAUAGCCAACACAGUUGUCUUGGGUUUUCCAUAUUUUUAUUCUGGCAGGCAUUACUGGGAGGUAGAAGUGGGAGACAAAUCUGAAUGGGCUGUGGGGAUUUGCAAAGACUCCCUUCCCCCAAAGGCCAGGAGAUCUCCGCAGGCCUGGCAGGGCUGUUGGGUGAUUCAGCGGCAGGAAGAUCGGUAUGAGGCGGUGGGAGCCACGGCAACUGUGCUGCUUUUGGCUGUGAACCCCAGAGGCAUUGGCAUUUUCUUGGACUAUGAGCUGGGUGAGAUCUCAUUUUAUAACAGGACUGAAAAAUCUCACAUCUAUACUUUCACUGACACUUUUACCAGACCUCUUAGGCCUUAUUUCUAUGUAGGACCUGAUUCAAAACCUCUCAGGAUCUGUAUGGGGACAGAUUGUGAAUGAAAGCUGCCUGGAUCAUCUUCAUAGUUAGUUUUAAAGAAUGGAAGGUGGAUGGGCUAUUGUAUUAAUAUGCCAGUAAAGCUAAUCUUUCCACUUCCCCCAGUUUUUUUUCUUUCUCAGUUUAAUCCAAGAAGAAAGUUUUAUUGUUUCAACAAUUCUCUAAAAAACAGUAAUGCCUCUCUCCAGGAAUGUCACAGGGGUUUGCUGGGUCUGUGGGUGAUUAAAUUUGUCAAAAUGUAGAUGGAGUUUGCAAGAGAUUAAUAACCAAAACAACUGGUCACCUUCGCCUCAGCUCUGAAUUUGUGCUACUAAAACAUUGUGCUCAGGGCGUGUGGGUGGCUUAGUCAAGCAGUUGCCUUCCGCUCAGGUUAUGAUACCACAGUCCUAGGAUCAGGCCCUGCCUCGGCCUCCCUACUCAGGAGGGAGCCUGCUUCUCCCUCUCCCUUUGCCUGCUGUUCCGCCUACUUGCACGAUCUGUCAAAUAAAAAAGUCUUAAAAAACUGCUCUUCCUGCCAUGUACAAGUUGUGUACUAGACAGGAGCCGAUUGUAACCUUGGUUUUCUCUAAGUGCUCAAUUUGAAGGGGUUGGGGGUGGGCAUCAGAGAGAGCCUUUAACAUACCAGGGUUUGACAGCUUUUCCCCUUACCCCAAGGGGCCAGCUGCUGGUGGCACUCACUACAUCUGCCUUCUUAGAAACCCUUUAUAUAGUUUUCAUUUCAUUCU
This is a messenger RNA of Lutra lutra (Eurasian river otter), 2167 nucleotides long. RefSeq names its product tripartite motif-containing protein 75-like. NCBI's taxonomy places the organism in Eukaryota, Metazoa, Chordata, Mammalia, Carnivora, Mustelidae. The record is from RefSeq and is a predicted model, not a curated record. The transcript has a single exon. Gene Ontology annotation, molecular function: protein binding; zinc ion binding. The coding region runs from base 38 to 1447 and encodes 469 amino acids.